Molecule: messenger RNA, 3228 nt
Organism: Rhinolophus ferrumequinum (greater horseshoe bat)
Lineage: Eukaryota; Metazoa; Chordata; Mammalia; Chiroptera; Rhinolophidae
Gene: IRX6
Product: iroquois homeobox 6
Exons: 6
Coding region: 1427-2764 (445 amino acids)
Biological process (GO): regulation of transcription by RNA polymerase II; cell development; neuron differentiation
Cellular component (GO): nucleus
Molecular function (GO): DNA-binding transcription factor activity, RNA polymerase II-specific; RNA polymerase II cis-regulatory region sequence-specific DNA binding
Source: RefSeq, a predicted model, not a curated record
GCAGCUCGGCCCCGGCGCCUUCCUGCGGGUGCCCGCUCUGGGUGGACACAGCAGGCGGUGUGCGAGAGGCAGCCAAACCUCGCCUUCCUACGAGGUACCCAGGGGUCUAAGCCCGCCCACUGCAGAUGCCCAGGGUCAGAUGUGGCGCGUUUUCAGGUAGACUCCCAGGGGACCUGAACCCUGGCCUCGAGGGGGCGCUCUUUGGUCCAUUCCAGGGCCAGACCGCUGCAAAGAAGCCCGGAGGUCAAGGCCCUGGCAAAGGCCAGAGCUUGCAGAGCCUGAAUCUACCUAGUCUUGGGGAGACUGCGGCGGGGAGCCAGAUCCCCGAGGACAAAGACAGGCGGGCCAGUGGGAUUCACCGACGCCGCCCAGCGCGGGGCCUCUGGCGCGAACAAACUUUCCUGCAGCGGAGGGCGGGGAGGCUGGGCUGGAAGCUGCUCCCCGGAGCUUCUGCUCUUCUCCACCUGCCGGUGGUCCAACCUCCGCCCAGCCUUCACCCACCCCAGUUCCCUCCCAUCCCCCGCCCACCUCUGUUCACUUAGACUCCUCAUUUCUCUCUCCUCUCCCGUCCUCCUUUUCCCUCCUGCCUUUCUCCCCCACUUUUCUUCCCUUCUCUCUCUCUCUCUCUCUCUCUCUCUCUCUCUCUCUCUCUCUCUCUCUCUCUCUCUCUCUGUCUCUGUCUCUCUCUGUUUCUCUCUCAUUUGUAUUCGCCGCCUGGGUUGCUUCUCUCCUCCUAGGGCCUCAGGGAGGAGAUAAGUGCGCUGCGCCCCGGGCCUGCGUGGCGCAGAGGGAGGCGUUUCUCCUACUUCUCCCGGGUAAUUUGGAGAGAUUGUAUGCGCGCGCGCGCGUGAGUGUAAAGCAAAAAGGGGUAGGAUCCAGCGUCAAGCAGAGAGGGUCAGGGUCUCUGACAUUCCUCACCAGCUGCACAAACCUCCCAGAACAAGUGUGAGUGUGGGUGAGCGUGCGCGCGCGCGCACGGGCUGGCUGCAUUUGGCACGUUUGGUGGCCCGGGGCCCCAGGGCCCGGGGGCCCGCCUGGCGACCUGGGAUUACCGUGACGUCACAUUGAGCCUCUGGCCACCUUGGACUAGGACACCUCAGGAGCCGCACAGCCCCCGCGCCGCGCCUCACCUUGCCUCGCCACCGCGCGCCUUUGGGAACCCGCAUCCUCUCCCUUCCCCUGCCCAUCCAUGGGCCCUUCUGUCUUCCGGACCACGCCGGCCGGUGGAGCGCCUUCUGGAGCGCAGGGCUCGGCAGCGAGGCUGCCCUCGGCUCUGCCUCCAGUCGCGCAGAGCAGGCGGAGGACCCCGCGCUGGGCACCCGCAGCCGUGUGAGGAACCCAGGCGGCACACGGCUGGAGGCGCAGAAUCAAGGGACCGAAGCGGGAACAAGCAAGAGAAGAGCGAGGCGGGCCGGUGACAGCCACCAUGUCUUUCCCGCACUUUGGACACCCGUAUGGCAGCGCUUCCCAGUUUCUGGUGUCUGCAAGUUCAAGCGCCACUUGCUGUGAAUCCGCCCCGCGCUCGGUCCCAGAUGUGGCCCCAGGCUCCACCCCGGCGGCCGCUCUCUGCUGCGCACCCUACGAUAGCCGGCUGUUGGGCGCUGCGCGGCCCGAGCUGGGCGCGGCCUUGGGCAUCUAUGGAGCCCCCUACGCGGCCGCUGCAGCUGCCCAGAGCUACCCCGGGUACCUGCCCUACAGCCCGGAGCCUCCCGCGCUGUACGGGGCGCUGAAUCCACAGUAUGAAUUCAAGGAGGCUGCAGGAAAUUUUACACCUGGUCUGGCGCAACCAGGAGCCUAUUAUCCCUAUGAGCCGACUUUGGGGCAGUAUCACUACGACCGGUACGGAGCUGUGGAGUUGAGUGGCGCCGGGCGCCGGAAGAACGCCACGCGAGAGACCACCAGCACGCUGAAAGCCUGGCUCAACGAGCACCGCAAGAACCCCUACCCCACCAAGGGCGAGAAGAUCAUGCUGGCCAUUAUCACCAAGAUGACCCUCACCCAGGUGUCCACCUGGUUCGCCAACGCGCGCCGGCGCCUCAAGAAGGAGAACAAGAUGACCUGGGCGCCCAAGAACAAAGGCGGGGAGGAGAGGAAGGUGGAGGGUGGAGCAGAGGAAACGCAGGGCUGCCUAAACGGUGACACCAAAGACAUUGCUACUAGCCAGGAAGCUCGGGGGCUCCGUCUGAGUGACCUGGAAGACCUGGAGGAAGAGGAGGAGGAGGAGGAGGCUGAAGAAGAGGCAGCGGUCAUAGCUACGGACAGGCUGGCUGAGUUCCAGGAGGACGCGCAGUGGCUGUCAGCACCAUGCGCUGCAGCUCGAGGGGGCCGUCUGGAGCGCAGGGAGUGCGGCCUGGCGGAGUCCCGCUUCUCAUUCAAUGAGCCUCGGGGAUCCGGAGAAGCUGAAUACUUCCGGGCGGAGCCAGGGGGCCCCACAUUGACCGUGCACUACCCAGGCAGUGAGAAACCGCGCAUCUGGUCUCUGGCGCACACUGCGGCAGCCAGCGCUGUGGAAGGUGCACCUUCAUCCCCGCCCAAGCCACGAAGUCCGGAGUGCCAUCUCAUUUCCCGACAGCCUUCAGGCACUGGCAGGCGACCCGCGGUCCCCAGAGACUCCGCGUGUGAGGAGUCUUCCCGCAUAGCCAAAGCCUUUGGAAACCCCACGUUUGCCCUGCAGGGGCUGCCCCUGAACUGUGCGCCGCAGUGCCCGAGGCGGAGGGAGCCUGCAGUGCAGUGCCAGUACCGGUCCGGAGCAGAAGCAGGUUAGCGCAAUGGCUGCGAUUUGCGAUUUGCAAUUUGCCAAGAAUCUUGGAAAUUAGCCCUACUAUUGGAAUUCACCUCCACGCUAAGAAGCUGGGAAACCUCGCCAGGAACUGGGGGAAUCUCCUUUCGCCUAAGAAACAGACACACGGAAACCCUCCUACAGGCCCUCCUUGCACACAGAGCUGGGAGUGGCGGGCAGACAAGCGACUGGUCAGAUCCCAGAGGAGGUGGCACAGGGCACCUUGGGGGAAGGCCAAGUGGGAAGGCUGGGUGGGGACUCUGCCCAGUGCACCCCCUGGGUAUACCACGUCUCCCUCCCUCCUCUGGAUUCAGGGUCUGAAGCUGCUCCCUCCCCUGCUCACCCACCAUCCCUCACGUUGUAACUUCUGCUCUGACCUGGCCUCCAAGGACCAGAAGACUUUCGUCUUCUUCCCCUCCCCACUUCUUGUGUCCUUAAAAAUAAUCAAA